Messenger RNA from Monodelphis domestica (gray short-tailed opossum), 786 nucleotides. It is a transcript of the gene SPMAP1, whose product is annotated as sperm microtubule associated protein 1. Lineage: Eukaryota; Metazoa; Chordata; Mammalia; Didelphimorphia; Didelphidae. The record is from RefSeq and is a predicted model, not a curated record.
GUCUACAGGCAAUCCUUCCCGAAGCUGUGGGUGUUGCCCGGGGCUGAGAACCUCACUGGUCUCUAGAACCUCAGCAGUCGCCUGGAAGGGUAGGGUGGGCCCGGAGAGGUUUGUGGCGCCGCUGGGGCUUGGGCAUCACGUAACAAUGUGGGCGGGGCUUGAGAGGCCAGGGAACUAUUCAGGGUCCCAGCCAAGGGAAUUCCACCGGCCCCGCUAGGUGGCUGGCUGAGAUGGUGCGGCUGUCGGAGCGCGCUUUGAGGCAGGAAAAGGAGUUCAUCCUCGAUGGGGUGGCGUUGAGCUCCAUGGCCAGCUCCUACGAGCGCACCCUGCCCAAACUCUGGUCUGCCAUCCCUCCUUAUAAUGCACAGUUGGACGUCCACGCGCGCACCUACUUCCAGUCUCCCGUGGUCCAGUCGGUGUUGCGAAAAACAGACCAGACACAUGGUGGGACAAGUCAAGAUGGCUGGAUAGUAGAUUACUUCCACAUCUUUGGGCCAGGACAGAGAUAUCUGAACAGGAGAAAUUGGGCAGGGGCAGGGCACUCCCUUCAGCAGGUGACGGGACAUGACAGCUACAAUGCAGAUCUUAAGACGAUCAGAGGUUUCAAUGGCCGAUUUGGCUACCGCCGAAAUACCCCUGCCCUUCGCCAGCGCACAUCAGUCUUCGGAGAAGUCACCGCAUUUCCACUCUUCUAGCACAGCUUGACCUCACUGGUCUCUCCUCCCCAUUUCUUACCUUACUUCCUGGUAUAUACUUUUAAAUAAAUUCUGAUUUUUAUCUGCUUUA